Molecule: messenger RNA, 1401 nt
Organism: Sphaerulina musiva SO2202
Lineage: Eukaryota; Fungi; Ascomycota; Dothideomycetes; Mycosphaerellales; Mycosphaerellaceae
Product: SMAD/FHA domain-containing protein
Exons: 1
Coding region: 222-1244 (340 amino acids)
Biological process (GO): mRNA splicing, via spliceosome; maintenance of RNA location
Cellular component (GO): nucleus
Molecular function (GO): protein binding; mRNA binding
Source: RefSeq, a predicted model, not a curated record
CCUGAUAUCGGUCAAGUGAAAAGGCAAAUGUCAACAGUUCUGCUUGGUAUGCCCUCUGAUACGAACUUCCCCGCCGCCGUACCGUACCCGGCGUACCUAGCCUGAGGCUUCACGACUUUCGGCCAUCCUACUGCUAUGCUCGUGCGACAUGGUGGAUGAAUACGUCGGGUGUGGUGCACUGCGUCUUGAUACAAAGGACAAAGUAAAUUCAUCACGUAACAAUGGACUCGGAAAUGCGAAGCAGGCCUCGGGAUACUGAGAGAGAAGCAUCGCGGUCAGUGCAUGGAAAGGAAGCCUCCUAUCGGAAGCGGCGAGACAGGUCGUUGUCCUCCGAGGAUGAGCGAGAUGCCCCAAGACGACGAAGGAGACAUUCACGCUCCGAGGACGAAGAUUCAGAUCUAGACUUCUCGCGAUCUCGCAGGCGGGAGGAUGCCGGUAAUCGCGAGAAGAAGCGUCGCGAAGACUCCAGACGAGAGCGAAGAGAUCGGUCCAAGGAUUACUCCAGCGAUGACUACCGAACUGCAAGACAGAGGCACAAGUAUCGAGCACGUUCACGUUCACGUUCACGCUCACCGUCAAGCAGCCGACGGAACGACGGCCGCACACAUCAACGCAAAAGAUCGAGAUCUCCCACCGCGAAGAGGAGGAGGAAGUCGCGCUCGGCUUCACCUCAGCCAGUGAAGAGAUCACGCGCGCCACUUCCAUCUCAGGAGGCUUCCUACAAAGGCGUGGACUUGCCGCCUGGCGAGAAGGCCGUGGAGAAGCAAAAGCCCAACUUCAAGCCCACCGGUCUCCUCGCCAAAGAAGCAAAUACUGUCGCAGGCACUACCACAGUCUUGAAGUAUCAUGAGCCACCCGAAGCCCGCAAGCCCCCAGCCAAAGAGCAGUGGCGAAUGUAUGUGUUCAAGAAACAAGAUUUGCUCGACACCAUCCAGCUCCAUUCGAGGAGUGUUUGGCUGGUUGGUAGAGAUCAGAAGAUCACGGAUCUGUUCUUAGAGCAUCCCAGUAUAUCGAAGCAACAUGCGGUGAUCCAGUUCCGACACCGAACGAGCACGAACGAGUUUGGGGACAAGUUGAGCAAAGUCAAGCCGUACCUGAUUGAUCUCGACAGCGCGAAUGGCACGAAAUUGAAUGGAAAGAAGGUGGAGGCGAGUCGAUAUAUGGAGCUCCUGGACCAGGAUGUGGUGUCGUUUGGGGAUAGCGAAAGAGAAUAUGUGAUGAUGCUGCCCACUGCUGAGAAGUGAAAUCAUGGCAUCGAACGUGGUUCGCCACAUCUUCUUCGAUGACCGAUUCAUGUCGGUACUUGCGGAGACAUGACCGGAGCCAGGCAGUGUCACAUCACACAUCUAUGUUUCCAUUCUUCGCACAAAGUACAGAGUACUUCCGGCAAUCCUGUUUGUU